UCCAAACAACAUGGGGGGGGAACACAUUUACACACGACAUACGACGCCACGACGCGAGCACGAACGCAUCUGUCUCGCUGGCUGAUGGUGAUGCUGUGCCUAUGCUCUCGCGAGAUACGCACCCUCUGCCGUACAGCUGAUAACGUGGCUCGCUUUCAUCGUACCAAUCAUCCAACCAAUACACUCGCGUGAGUGGUUCGCUCUCCCACCACCACCCAGCUGUUAGCGCGCAAUCUCGUUCGCAAUCCAAAACCACAUAUACGCGGCCGAUAAGUGGUGCGUCUCCUCCAGUCCAUAAAAACCAGUCCGCCGAGACGGAAAACAGCUUAGUCAGUGCAGUGCGUUCGCAGAGCUCGCGCCAGCUCGCGACUAAUACCUGUUUGAAAGUUUUGCAAAGCGGCACACCGAUGGAGUACCGUGUGAGCGCUCCGGAGGCGCUGCACGAUCCGCUCGUCGUGCCGGACAAGCUGCUGAUGGGCCCGGGACCUUCCAACGCCCAUCCGCGCGUCCUGGAGGCGAUGAGCCGCCCGAUACUGGGCCAUCUGCAUCCGGAAACGUUGAAAAUUAUGGACGACAUUAAGGCGGGCGUGCGCUACCUGUUUCAGACGCACAAUGUGGCCACCUUCUGCCUGAGCGCUUCCGGGCACGGUGGUAUGGAGGCGGCGCUGUGCAACCUGCUCGAGGACGGUGACGUCGUGCUGAUCGGGCACACGGGCCACUGGGGUGAUCGGGCGGCCGAUAUGGCAUCGAGGUACGGGGCCGACGUGCACACGGUGCGUGCCGCUGCGGGCACUUCCCUCACGCUGGCCGAAAUUCGGCAAGCCAUCGAAACGUAUCGCCCGUCGGUGCUGUUCCUUACGCAGGGUGACUCGUCUACCGGCGUGCUGCAGGGAUUGGAGGGAGUCGGACCGGUUUGUCGGGCGAACGAUUGCUUGCUAAUCGUGGACACGGUUGCCUCGCUGGGCGGCACACCGUUCCAUAUGGACCGGUGGGAGGUUGAUGCAGUGUAUACCGGGUCGCAGAAGGUGCUCGGUGCACCGCCCGGCAUCACGCCCAUUUCCUUCAGCCAUCGGGCGGUCGAACGGUACAAAAGACGUCAGACGAAGGUGAAGGUGUACUAUUGGGAUAUGUUCCUGGUUGGCGAUUACUGGGGAUGCUUCGGACGACCACGCAUCUACCACCACACGAUAUCGUCAACCCUGCUGUACGGAUUGCGGGAAGCAGUUGCGCUUGCCUGCGAAGAAUCGCUUCCGUCCCUCAUUGCCCGCCACCAGGACUGUGCCCGCCGACUGUACGACGGGCUCCAGGCGAUGGGAUUCGAGCUGUACGCACGGGAACGCGACCGACUCGCCACCGUCACCACGAUCCGGGUGCCGACCGGUGUGGACUGGCUGCAGGUGUCGCAGCACGCGAUGAAAACCUAUCUGGUCGAGAUAAGCGGUGGGCUUGGACCGACCGCUGGGCAAGUAUUUCGCAUCGGGCUGAUGGGACAGAACGCGACGAGCGAACGGGUCGACCGCGUGUUGCAGGUGUUCCGAGACUCGGUCAAAGCGAUAAAACCCGACUUUGCAUUCCGCCGUGGUGCAUCGAAAAUGUAAUUCAUAUAUGCGCCAAAGGAUGAUAAUAAAGAAAGCUUAAUACCAGACAACA
Anopheles stephensi (Asian malaria mosquito) is the source of this 1650-nucleotide messenger RNA. It is a transcript of the gene Agxt, whose product is annotated as serine--pyruvate aminotransferase, mitochondrial. The transcript is spliced from 3 exons. The record is from RefSeq and is a predicted model, not a curated record. Gene Ontology annotation, molecular function: L-alanine:glyoxylate transaminase activity; L-serine:pyruvate transaminase activity. Gene Ontology annotation, cellular component: peroxisome. The coding region runs from base 408 to 1598 and encodes 396 amino acids. Lineage: Eukaryota; Metazoa; Arthropoda; Insecta; Diptera; Culicidae.